AUGUCCGACGCUGCAACUAGAGCCGCCGAGACUCUCCGCUCAAAACAGAAACCUCUGAAAGACAAAUACCGAGCCGACCCUUCCUCCGCCCUUGUGACCUUGUCUUCCAGCGGAACCCUGGACCCUACCUCGACCAGCCUAACAUGUUCCCUCUCGUCGAGCACGGCCGCCCGGAAAGUGGCGGGUCUUCAUCGAGCCGCCGGCGGAGAGGGGUUUGAUGUUUCCGGUGAACUGUGCUCAGGCGACAUGCUGCUGGAAUCUCUGGUGGCUUGCUUUGGUGUUACCGUUCGCGCAGUGGCCACAAGCCUGGGGAUUCCCAUUAACAAUGGAACAGUCACAGCAGAAGGAGAUCUCGACUUUCGGGGGACAAUGGGUAUCAGGGAUCCGGAGGGCAAUCCUGUACCGGUGGGAUUCACAAAGAUCAGACUCAUUGUGCGUCUCGACGUUAACGAGGAGAACAAAUCCAAGGUGGAUAAGCUGGUCGAGCUGAGUGAGAGGUAUUGCGUGGUUCUGCAGACGCUGAAAGGGGGCGUCGGCGUCGAAACCCAACUGGGCCACGUAGGCAAUGUGGUUCCUGAUGCCCGAAAGAAUCAAGACGAAGCUCUCGACCAAAGGAAGGGGGAAGGCAUGUCAGACAUUCCACCCAACGAAGAUGUUCUCAGGGUCAACUGA
Messenger RNA from Cladophialophora psammophila CBS 110553, 672 nucleotides. RefSeq lists its product as uncharacterized. The transcript has a single exon. The record is from RefSeq and is a predicted model, not a curated record. Lineage: Eukaryota; Fungi; Ascomycota; Eurotiomycetes; Chaetothyriales; Herpotrichiellaceae. The coding region runs from base 1 to 672 and encodes 223 amino acids.